Hylaeus volcanicus is the source of this 1948-nucleotide messenger RNA. RefSeq lists its product as uncharacterized. The transcript is spliced from 14 exons. Bases 132 to 1775 code for a protein of 547 amino acids. The record is from RefSeq and is a predicted model, not a curated record. Lineage: Eukaryota; Metazoa; Arthropoda; Insecta; Hymenoptera; Colletidae.
UGUUUGAUACUCCCGACAUAGUAAAGUUUCGAAUAUUAAUUUUUAUUACAAUUAAAAACAAUUCUAGGAACUACAACAUUACAUGAAGUUGUAACAUCUGAUUUUUUUUUUUUUGAAUGAUACAAUAAAAGAUGACCAAUAUUCAAUUUUUUGUCUUUAUAAUAUUGCAGUACUAUCUUCUUCAAUUUUUUUGUAUAUACUGCUGGAAAAUUCCUUUUAUAAAAAAUUCUAAAACCAUGCCAAGUGUAAAGGUAGUACUAGAGCCUCCUGAAGAUCCUUUACCUCAAGUGUCAGGCUCCAUUCAAUCCUUAGAACGAAGUAGAUUAAAAACGGAAGAAUCGUUAAUGAGUCGCUUAGAGGAUGUUUACAAUAAAGUGCUCGAUGAGUCCCAAGAGUCAAUAGAAAAAACUUUAAAAGCCGCUUUAACUAUAUUUGAAGACAAGAAAUUUUUAGAAACCGUCAUAAAAGGAUCGUUACAGGAAGCGGGUUUAAAAGGAAAACAAAAUAGUUAUUUCAGCGGAUUUAAACAAGUACCAAUAAGUACAUCAGCAAGGGAAAAUAUCUAUAUGAAGCCAUACAAAUUUGUUAAUAUAAAAAGAAAUGAAAAAGAAAAUUCUCGAAAUAAAGAUGCAAGCAUGAAAAUUGUUAAUGCAAGUAACCGAUUUCUCGCGAAUUCUUCAACACCGAGAGAAACGUUUUUAGCAAACAAUGUUCAAGCCAAAAUAAUGUCACAUUCAUUACCUAAUGUACAGUUUUCUAUGCAACAACAUGCUUUAGUAAAGCAAAACAAGAGCAUAAGCGACAAGGAAUUUUCAAAGUUAAAUAAUCAAGAAAAUAACAAAUCCUUUUACGAAAGUCAUUUUUCAAAUGGUCCCAUGAAUAGCUUUAGUUUUUUACAGCUUUCUGAAAACUUAUACUCGUCAAUAACAAGUAUGAAUAAGAUUGGGAGCAGAGGAAUGUCAAAGUUAUCUGAGAGAUUUCCUGGAAAGAACAUGGCCACUAACUUACUAAAGAAGCUUCAAAAUUCUGCAGCUCCGAGUGUUAGCGUGGAAGUUGUGGAUCUUUUUGAGCCGGAUGCUAACAUAGAAAACAAAAUGAAAGAAAUGGAAGAAAAACGCAACGAUGAAGAAGGAAAAAUGUUUGAACAGGCUGCUGAUGAGUUAAAAUUACUUACAACACUUAUGGCUGAAGAAUUAAAGAAAAACAUCCAAAUUCAAAUGAAUGUCUUCUUAGUCGACGCCAAAUCCAUUCAGGCAACUCUCUCGUCUUCUUUAUCAAAAUUUUUACCCAGUUUAUCUUCAAGGAAAAUUAAGUUUAAGCAAAUAUAUCAACAUUCAUUCGGACCGACUUCAAUGCAAAACAAGCAUUAUCAGAAUUGCCUAUUGUUAAAAAAAAAAUUCCAGCUUCAAAGGUUAAAUUGUGAACCUUCCAAAAAACCAAACGGAAAAAAAUUUUCGUUUCUUCAAGUUAGAAAUGGAGCGACGCUUUUAGAUUCAGAGACACCAAUCAACCCGGAUCAGUUAAACGUCAAAAUUGGAGCAUCCGACAAAGCGUACCCGACUGUAGAUCAAUUGGUCGAUAAUAUGGAAAAACGGCGUGAUGCUACUGAGAGACUUGAACGAGCUAAAAUUCUGGAACUUCAUAUAAACUUAAUGCGUGCACAAAUUGAAAUGAUUAAAGACGCAUUACACACACAUCUUACUCGAAUUCUGGCACUCUACGGUUCCAUGACCGACGCUAUUAAAGAAGAAACGCUUAUUGAUAGUAUUCCCUGAUACAGUGUAUCCGUAGAAAAAAUUUGAAAAAAAUUUGCUUGUAUGGUGCUCUUCAGUAUGUCUUGUGGAAAAACUAUGUGAAAGGGUGCACGCGGUUUUUUUUUUUUGUUACAAACUAAACUAAAAUGAAAUUCCAUUUUAGUAGAAAAGUACUGCGAAAUUUUUUACAGAGA